Molecule: messenger RNA, 1128 nt
Organism: Paramuricea clavata
Lineage: Eukaryota; Metazoa; Cnidaria; Anthozoa; Malacalcyonacea; Plexauridae
Source: the annotation of a GenBank genome assembly
AUGAAACUGUCUGGCUCACCAUGCCCACUUGAUCAGAUAUCAAUAAUCUGUUUUAAACGAUGUCCGUAUUUACGUUCCUACUUGACUGAGAUAAUCCAUGCAGCUUGGUCACGCGGUGUUGUUCCAUCUGAAUGGAAAAAAGCAUGCACAAUAUUAAUUCACAAGAAAGGAGAAACAAACGACCCAGCAAACUUUCGACCAAUUACUCUUGAAUCCAUCCCGCUUAAAGUCUUCACAUCAUGUCUUCGAAAUAAAACAUUUGAAUUCCUGUCAGACAAUAAUUACAUAGAACAAAACAUCCAGAAAGGUUUCACUCCAAAACUCUCAGGAACACUAGAACAUACUGCUCAGAUGGCACAUAUAAUCAACACAGCGCGUACCAAGCAACGAUCUAUAGUUAUUACAUUACUCGAUCUUAACAAUGCAUUUGACGAAGUCCAUCACAACCUCAUUUACGAAGUCCUUGAUUAUCAUCACGUUCCUAAUCACAUAAAGAAUCUUAUCUGCAGUCUUUACACUGAUUUCCAAACUUCCAUCAUAACCGAACAGUUUAACACCCCCUUCAUUACAGUCGGUCGUGGCGUUCUUCAAGGCCAUUGUCUCAGUCCACUUUUAUUCAACAUGUCAUUCAAUACUUUCAUACAACAUAUUAAAUCUGAAAAAUACCGUCAGCUUGGAUUUUGGAAAUUAAGUGAAAUUGGCAUUCCGUGCAAUCCUAUACAUUGGUUUCAGUUUGCAGACGAUGCUGCUGUCAUCAGUAGCCAAGAGAAAGAAAAUCAAAUGCUCCUUAAUCGUUUUACAAUCUGGUGUCAAUGGGCUAAUAUGAUUAUACGCGUUGACAAAUGUUCAACAUUUGGCAUUAAAAAACACUUAACUAAAUCUAUCCAGUAUUUACCCAAGCUUUUCGUUAAUAACCAUCUUGUACCCAGAACCGAAAUGAGCAAAUCUUUCCGUUACUUAGGUCGCUAUUUUGAUUUCAAUAUGUCCGAUGAGGAACACAAAUCAGAAUUACUCGACGUGUUUAACGACAUCAUGAAUAAAAUUAAUGAACUACCCUUACACCCGAAUAAUUCUACUAUACAGUCGUUACUUGCUGUCAAAGAUAUCCUGGGACUUCACUGUUUCUGA